CCUGGCUGUUUAGUACAAAUCAAACUCAACUAAUAAUAGCUAGAUAGAUGGUCUUUUUUCCUUCUAUCAAACACAAAAGACAACCACAUAAAUAGCUAAACAUGCAAACUUCUUCGAGCAGAGUUCCUACAAGCGCAAUGGCUGGAAUGAUGAUACAUAUUCCAGAACUCCUCGAAAUAAUUCUGCUCCGAGUGGACAUGCGGACACUCCUUGUCUCUGCUUUGCGUGUCUCCAUGACAUGGCACACUAUGAUCACGGAAUCCCACAGGAUCCAAAGACAACUCUUCUUCCGAGCCGAUCCCACUUCGAAGCCACAACACAACACACUACUACAAAGACACUUCCCCUUCGUCUUCGAACACGCUGAACACCCCAACGACGGAGUGGUAUUUAUUGUGCUGAGCGAGGCCCUCAUGAUCCCAGGCGACGAUGUCCCAUUUCCAGAUAUGCAUUGGCUCACGGAGAACGAAGAGAUAGAGUCGGAAGAUUUCGAAGAUAAUGAUAGUGACGAGGAGAUCGUUCAGUUGGCAGAGGUGCGCAGUGUAUUUCUUGUUUUGUUUUUAGAGCAGAUGGACUUCUUCCGAAUCGUCGUGCACACAGAUGUAUGUGCCCACGACAUCUCGUCAUUAGAUCAGCGGCAGAGUUUCUUGUUCGACAUAUUGGGAGCUGCGCAUGAUGGGCAUGUCCCCGACAGCAACAUUGCGAAUCAUAGAAUGCCAAUGUAGCCAGGCUCUCAUCGAUGCCCAUGUAUAAUGUGUGGUACCAUCACGGAAGUGUUGACAACGAUAGCGCAAUAUCUGGCUGCUCAGGAACAAUGGAAAAAUAUCCCUAGUAUGGCAUCACGGAGGUCAACUAUCAAUGAUUUUCUUAAUGUGCUGGAUGCCUUGUGUGUCGGGUCUAAAUAUUCUUUGACGGGGGUUCGAUGCCGUGCGCGUACGCCUCUACGAGCGAAAGUAUACAACAACACAUAGCUCGCGGACCUUUUUCUAUUCGUGAUUCGGUUCUUUUUC
This is a messenger RNA of Truncatella angustata, 1010 nucleotides long. RefSeq lists its product as uncharacterized. The coding region runs from base 102 to 725 and encodes 207 amino acids. NCBI's taxonomy places the organism in Eukaryota, Fungi, Ascomycota, Sordariomycetes, Amphisphaeriales, Sporocadaceae. The transcript has 2 exons. The record is from RefSeq and is a predicted model, not a curated record. Gene Ontology annotation, molecular function: protein binding.